AUCGGGUUGUGUUAUUCUUUGGCCGUGGAAUACAUUGUGAUAUUUAAUUUUGGCCUAGCCAGUCUAGGAUCUCCAAAUUAUCAAUUCCAAUAGUUCUGGAAAAGAUAAAUAUAGGGCGAAUACAUACUUAUUCAUGUCGGUAAAUGAUAUCCCUCGGAAUUCUUUUAACGGGAUGCAGAAGACGAGUAUUGUUCCAUCAGCGCCUCCCGCGUAUUCGGGUCCUGGUACUUCGAAUACAGGAUAUACAUACACAGGUUCCCCGGGAAUUGGUACAGCAGACGAUAUUCAAGAUUUAAACUCCCCUCCCGCUUACGAUGAAUUGUUUGCCGGGAGAACUCCACACGUGGCACUGGGAGGGAAAUCCAACCCAUACAACAAGGACGACAGAAAUGCCUGGGAAAUUAUCCACGAAUGGUUUGAGUUAUCUAUUCUCCAACAAAUCAUAUGACUCGGAGCGCUAGCCCUCUCUAUUUCGUAUAUCUAUUAUGGUGUGGCAUUUAGUGGGAAAUGCUACUGGAAAACCUCUGACGAUGAUGGGAAACUUGUGCAAGAGGAAAGCCUAACCUCCUUUAUACAAAUAGAGGGUGGAGUCGCGUGUGCUUUCGUUAUGUAUAUUUUCAUUUGGCGGUUGUGGUUUUUCUGUCAAACUCGCAGGUCCAACCGUGUAACCAAAGCAGAUAUGGAGGGCCAGAAGAAAUGCGGAGGGCAUCUCUUUUUCUUCAGCAUAGGGCCAUUUUGGGCUAACUUUGGUUUGAGUGUUACAGGAGCAAUAAAAAUAUUUAACCUGUAUGACAGCAAGGACGGGAAUAAUUACACCGUUGAGUGUGAUCCAGAUUUCUACAGGUUCUACCAUGACAGCAAAAUAGGUCAUCUGGCUGUUCUGGUGCCAUAUGUCGCUUAUGUUCUCAUAGGCUUCUUCAUCAUGAUUCCUAUCCAAAAAGAAUGGUCGUUUCGCCGGAAGUUACGUCAGUGGGUUAGAAUCCUUGAUGCUGACCAUGACGGCAUCAUCAGUCCAGGGGACAUGGAAAAAACCAACGCCAAGCUGGAACAAAUUCGCAGACUUGUCGGGGAUAGACGUUCACCACUGUCAACAGAAGACCAGAAGAAAUGGUGGAACAACCACAUUUUUAAAACCGGACCCGGAAAACCUAUACAAUUGGUUGAUUACAUUUCCUAUUUAGAGGGAGUAGAGCUGUCUAUCAAAAAUCCAUCCGAAAAUUUCAAGAAAAUGAAACCGGUCAUCACACAAUUUUUCAACUUCUUCUCAACAGAUGGCUAUCGCAAGAAAAACCACAUUAUUAGUGAAGAUGACUUUGUUAGCUUCUGGAGUAUUCUCGCAGACGUCGAUGAGCAACACUGUAGGAAGAUGUUCUGCAAACAUUUCCCAACACCCGUAACAAUGGCGUCUCUCUUGGAAGACUUCACGGCUUUUGUUUCUCAUGUCGAUUUUUGGGAUGAAUAUAGCAAUAGGGUCUUCAAUAUUCUUAAAUUCCGCCACUCGGGUUGUUUCUGCAAAGUACAUGUAUAGUUUGGUGUAAGACUAAUGAUGAGAUUCGAUACAUGAAAUGUAUUCCCCGUUAUUGCUCUUUGUGCAUGUACACUUUUGGCACUUCAUAAAGCGCUAUGGUCUCAAACUACCAGGAAAUGGAGGAAAAUUCGCCUUCAGAAGCCCAUGUUUUAAUUUUCAGAUUUUAUUACCAUGGCAACCAAUUUUCAAAAAUAAUGUGUAUGGUUCUUGAAAGUACACAUGUGAAAGAUUUUAAAGGUCCAUCAUGACAUCUGCUGCUAGCCUGGAAAUGGGUCGAGAUACACUCAGGCACCUGCCAUCCUGGAAGUAAAAAAUCAACAAAAAUGAGGAAAAUACACCCAUUUUCAACCCCUCCUAAUUCCAAAAAAAAAAAUUCCCAGUAUGAUGACAGAUAUCAACUUUCAGCAAAACGCCUAACCUUUCCAACAAGGCCAAAUUUGCAAUAGGGUCCUUGAUUCCUUUUCGAGAUAUUUUACAUCAAAGAUGCAGCAUGCUCUUUUCAAAUUACCGUUUAAAGUGAAAAUAGAAUUGCCCGCCUAGAAGUCAAACUAUCAUACAUCUCACAGUCACAGUUUUGAAUCCAAUAAAAAGGCACUGAAUCAAUGUAGAAUGGUCACCUCCCUAUAUUAAUACAGAUAUCAAUAACAAUGAAACUAUUUAAAUUCUAUAAAAUACUUUUUUAACAUAUUUACAUUUUAACCCUGGUCACUUUAGCUUCGUAUUGGCAAUUCGCCAGGUAUAUUGAGACCCCAUCCCAGAAAUAAAUUAUGUUUGUCUGAAUACAUGUUAUGAAUGUCUAUUUCUUUACAAAAAUAUAAACCUGUUUUUAGGAAAGUCAAUUUAGGAAGAAAUUAAAAUGAUUGAGUUAAGAUCAUUUUCUGAAGUAAGCAUGGCUUCUUGACAUCAUAGACAGUUGAUUCUUCAACAAAAAUGGAAAACAGAAAUAUUCAUAUCUAGUGAUCUGUCAUCCAAAAAAAUAUUUUGCUAAACACUACUCUGAUUCCACACACAAGUACUCUGAAUUGAAAUAAAAAUAUGCUAGAGUUCCUC
Messenger RNA from Ostrea edulis (European flat oyster), 2578 nucleotides. RefSeq names its product sarcoplasmic calcium-binding protein-like. The transcript is spliced from 6 exons. The record is from RefSeq and is a predicted model, not a curated record. The coding region runs from base 608 to 1528 and encodes 306 amino acids. Lineage: Eukaryota; Metazoa; Mollusca; Bivalvia; Ostreida; Ostreidae.